Molecule: messenger RNA, 2752 nt
Organism: Dictyostelium purpureum
Lineage: Eukaryota; Evosea; Eumycetozoa; Dictyosteliales; Dictyosteliaceae
Exons: 2
Coding region: 110-2692 (860 amino acids)
Biological process (GO): actin cytoskeleton organization
Cellular component (GO): plasma membrane; cell junction; cell projection
Molecular function (GO): calcium ion binding; actin filament binding
Source: RefSeq, a predicted model, not a curated record
AGUUUAUAAAAAAAAUCUUAAAUUUUUUUUGUAAAUUUGUAACAUUUAAAAAAACUAAACACCACCAAAUAAAUUAAUAUUUAUUUUUGUAAAACAUAUAUAAUAUAAAAUGUCAGAAGAAACUGCCACCGUAUCUGGUAAUGAUAAACAAUUAUUAAAUAAAGCUUGGGAAAUCACCCAAAAAAAAACUUUUACUGCUUGGUGUAAUUCACACUUACGUAAACUUGGUUCAAAUAUUGAACAAAUCGACUCAGAUUUCACUGAUGGUAUUAAAUUAGCUCAAUUAUUAGAAGUUAUUUCUAAUGAUCCAGUUUUCAAAGUAAAUAAAACACCAAAAUUAAGAAUUCACUCAAUUCAAAAUGUUGGUCUUUGUUUAAAACACAUCGAAGCCCAUGGUGUUAAACUCAUUGGUAUUGGUGCUGAAGAGUUAGUCGAUAAGAAUCUUAAAAUGACUUUAGGUAUGAUUUGGACCAUUAUUCUUCGUUUUGCCAUUCAAGAUAUUUCAAUUGAAGAAUUAUCAGCCAAAGAAGCUCUUUUACUUUGGUGCCAAAGAAAAACUGAAGGUUAUGAACGUGUUAAAGUUGGUAAUUUCCAUACCUCCUUCCAAGAUGGUCUUGCUUUCUGUGCUUUAAUCCACAAACAUCGUCCAGAUUUAAUCGAUUACGAUUCAUUAAACAAAGAUGACAAAGCUGGUAACUUACAAUUAGCUUUCGAUAUUGCCGAAAAAGAAUUAGAUAUUCCAAAGAUGCUUGAUGUCUCUGAUAUGUUAGAUGUUCCAAAACCAGAUGAACGUUCAGUUAUGACCUACGUUGCUCAAUACUACCAUCACUUCUCUGCCUCAAGAAAAGCUGAAACUGCUGGUAAACAAGUCGGUAAAGUUUUAGAUACCUUUAUGUUACUCGAACAAACCAAAUCUGAUUAUGUCAAGAGAGCCACCGAAUUAGUCGAAUGGAUCAACGCUAAAGUUCAACACCUCGAAGGUCGUGAUUUCGGUGAAUCAAUCGAAUCAGUUCAACAACACAUUGCUUCACUCAAAGCCUACAAGAAUGGUGAAAAACCACCAAAGGGUCAAGAAGUUCUCGAAUUAGAAGCCAUCUUCAACUCAUUACAAACUAAAUUACGUUUAAUUAAACGUGAACCAUUCGUUCCACCACAAGGUUUAUCACCAUCAGAAAUCGAUCAAUUAUGGACACAUUUAGAUAAAACUGAACAAGAACACCAAGAUGCUCUUAGAAACGAACUCAAACGUCAAAAGAAAAUCGCUGUUCUCUUACAAAAAUACAACCGUAUUCUUAAGAAAUUAGAAAACUGGUCAAACUCCAAAUCAUCAUACUUAUCAUCAACUGAUUUCGGUGAUUCAAUCACUGCUGUUCAAGCCAAAUUAAAGAAUUUAGAAGCUUUUGACGGUGAAUACCAAUCAUUAGAAGCUCAAUCAACUAGUGAUCUCGAUAGCAUUCUUGCUCAAUUAGCUGAACUUAACUACAGCGGUGUUGGCCAAUUAACUGAACGUAAAGAUACCUUCUUCAAUGGUCAAUGGCAAGGUGUUAAACAAUCUUCAGAAACUUAUAAGAACUCACUUUUAGCUGAAUUAGAAAAACUUCAAAAGAUCGAAGAUUCAUUAGUCGAAUUUGCUAAACGUGCUGCUCAAUUAAACGUCUGGAUUGAAUCUGCUGAUGAUACCGUCUUUGACCCAAUCAGUGUCGACUCUAUCGAUGCUGUUAAUGAAACCCAAGCCAAAUUCGAUGCUUUCCUCCAAGAUCAAGCCAACCAAUUUGCUGAAUUAGAAGCUCUUGCUCAAUUAACUCAACAACUCCGUGAUUUAGGUCGUUCAGAAAACGAUUACUCUGUCAUUUCAUAUGAUGAUCUUUCAGCCAAAUGGAACUCAUUAUUAGCUGGUAUUGAACAACGUAAAGCUGAACUUGCCACUGAACUUUCAACUCAAACCAACAAUGAUGCUUUAUGCCAAGCCUUUGCUGAAAAAGCUAAUGUUGUCAGUGAAUACGUUUCAGAAAACCUCGAAAAACUUUCACAAAAUGCUUCAGAUCCACAAGAACAAUUAAAUAACAUUCGUGCCAUCAUUGCCGAUCAAUCAGAAAAGAAAUCACUCUUAGACGAUUUAAUCGCUACUGCCACCCAAUUAGAAGAAGCUCAAGUCACUGAAAACAAACACACUCAACACACUUUAGACUCUGUUAAAUUAAAAUGGGAAAAACUCACCACCGCCGCCAAAAAACAAGAACAAGUCUUUGAAGGUGAAAUCCUUUCAAAACAAGUUUCAGGUGUAUCAGCUGAAGAAUUAUCUGAAUUCAAAGCUUGUUAUUCACACUUUGAUAAAGAUAAUGAUAACAAAUUAAACCGUCUCGAAUUUGGUUCAUGCCUCAAAUCACUCGGUGAAGAUUUAACUGAAGAUCAAUUAUCAGCUGUCAUCACUAAAAUUGAUGCUGAUAACUCUGGUUUCAUCUCAUUCGAAGAAUUUGUUGAAUACAUGGUCAGCUCACGUAAAGGUUCAGAUAAUGCAGAAUCAAUUAAAGCUGCUUUCAAAGUUAUGGCUGAAGAUAAAGACUUCAUCACUGAAGCUCAAAUCCGUCAAUCAAUUUCAGAUGCUAAACAAGUUGAAUAUUUAUUAGCCAAUAUGCCACGUACCGAACAAGGUUUCGAUUACAACUCAUUUGCUGAAACUUUAUACAAAUAAACAAUAUAUUUAUAAAAAUGGUAUAUAGUAAUAAAAAAAAAUAAAAAAAAUUUUAGAUAU